GAAUGCGUAAUUAACGCUAUUAAUUAAACACGGUUUUUGUUUUCUCAAGAAUAUUCCAUCACACGCUCAAAGAUUCUAAGUUAAUCAAUGUUUAGCGUGUCAUAAGAUUUUUACCAUUCUUAACUAUUCUUAAUCAAUAAGUUAAAUAUUAUUUUACUACUUUGCUAUAAAUUCCUCGUGCCGUCACACAUCACAACACUCACACACACACCAAUCAACUUCGCCGUUUCCAACUUUACUUCAAUAUUCGUUCUUAUUAGUAUACAAACAACAAACAGCGUUAAUCUCAAAACGCUUUUUCUUAAAUCUAAAUUCAAAACCGUUUCUUAUGCCAAUUUUCUAGGUCACUUUUUUUUUUCCCUUCUUCUACUAUAGAGGUAAAACUGAGCACUGGUUCUGUGCCGUGUGCUGCCUUGCCAACCUCGGUAUCUGUAAAUGGGCUGUUUCACCUCUAAACCAACAAGACAGUUUCCUGGGAAGGAGGAUCCAAUCAUUCUUGCAUCACAGACAGCUUUCACUGUCAGUGAGGUCGAAGCAUUAUUCGAGCUUUUUAAGAGCAUCAGCAGUUCUGUUGUUGAUGAUGGACUAAUAAGCAAGGAAGAAUUUCAAUUGGCAAUCUUCAAGAAUAAGAAAAAGGAAAAUAUCUUUGCUAAUCGGAUCUUUGAUCUAUUUGAUGUCAAGAAGAAGGGUGUUAUUGAUUUUGAUGACUUUGUUAGAUCCCUCAAUGUCUUCCACCCAAAUGCAGCAGUAGAAGACAAGAUAGACUUCUCAUUUAGGCUCUAUGAUUUGGACAAUACUGGCUUUAUAGAGCGUCAAGAGGUCAAGCAAAUGUUAAUUGCACUUCUUUUCGAGUCUGAAAUGAAGUUGGCGGAUGAUGUUAUAGAAUCAAUUCUAGACAAGACUUUCUUGGAUGCUGACUUGAACCAAGAUGGCAAAAUAGACAUCGUCGAGUGGCAAAAAUUUGUUUCUGAUAAUCCAUCACUGCUCAAAAUCAUGACCCUUCCCUACUUAAGGGACAUAACAACUUCUUUCCCAAGUUUUGUAUUUAAUUCUAACGUGGAUGAACUUGCUGCUUGAGAGUACACAACUUUAGGUUUUACUAUUAUUGAAAGAACACGACCUUAGGUUCUCAAUUAUAUUAUUUAGAGAAUUUGAUGUGUUUGUAAGAGCUCAAACAGAAAAGAAUAGAUGACAUGCUUGCUAUAGUUAGCCUUUCUCAGUGAGUUAUAAUUUGUAAAUCACAUUCUCAUUGAAAUAUUUCAGUCAGUUUCCCAA
Messenger RNA from Trifolium pratense (red clover), 1275 nucleotides. RefSeq names its product calcineurin B-like protein 1. Bases 436 to 1077 code for a protein of 213 amino acids. Gene Ontology annotation, biological process: calcium-mediated signaling. Lineage: Eukaryota; Viridiplantae; Streptophyta; Magnoliopsida; Fabales; Fabaceae. The transcript is spliced from 9 exons. Gene Ontology annotation, molecular function: calcium ion binding; kinase binding. The record is from RefSeq and is a predicted model, not a curated record.